AUGCUACCUGAGGGGGGCGCACCGGCAGCGUUACCAGGGCGACCUGCAGGAUUACAAGCGCAGUCAAUAGUGGCUCUACUUUUAUGUCUGACUCACUAUUUCACACCUAGGUGUGAAACGGGCUUUGACGCCUUUUUUACUGUCCUUUGUUUGAAAAUAACUCCAAUUCGGGCUUUUGGAAAUUCAGCAGGCCGGGGUCAGGCCUGUAGGGUGGCAAGAGGCCGGAGGCCCAACAAAGUCGUGAAAAGUCUGACAGCUGAAGUCCAGAAUCUCAAACAGGAGAAACAGAGGAGUGAGGACGACAAGAAGAAGCUGCUGCAUCAGCUGGAGUCCAGGACAAACGAGGUGGAACGUCUGACAGCUGAUGUCCAGAAGCUCCAACAGGAGAAGCAGAGGAGUGAGAACGAGCUGAAAAACAAGCUAGAGACUGAGAAAAAAGAGGUGGAAAGUCUGACAGCUGAAGUCCAGAAGCUCCAACAGGAGAAGCAGAGGAGUGAGAAGGAGCUGAAAAAUCAGCUGGAUACCAGGACAAACGAGGGCGGUACCAGCUCAGCCAGUCAGAGCUCGAAAGGACAUGUCAUCAAGGUUGAGGUCGUGCAAUGGAAAAAUUGUAUCUGUCUCAAAAACACAUCCAGGAAGGACCAAGAACUGGGAGGCUGGACGUUAAAAGUACAAAUCACUGACAAAGAACCCAUCUCAUACACAUUUGAGAAAUCAUUCAAACUCAGUCCUGGAAAAACUCUCACUGUGGGGGGCCCAAAUUAUAGUAGUUAUAAUAAAACUGACCUGGUGUGGGAGGACCUGAAGCCCUGGAGCAAUGGAGACAAACUGCAGGUCUUCCUCAUCAGCAACUCUGGAGAGAUCCAACAUAUCUCAGUUCAUAGCGAAUGAAAGACAAUAAUGAGCCCGCUGUCACACUAUUUUUAUCUUAAUUUACCUUUUUGCUCCUUUUAACUACAAAAAUCUCCCCAUUUAGCUUCUUUUAUCACCAACAUGAAAGGACCAUGAUAUAAAGUUACCAUCACACCAAAAUGCUGAACAGUAAAUAGUUCUGUAAUCCAGCAAACCUGAAAACACUGAACAUUAAACAUCAGGAACAGCACGACUCAGAUCUUCCUGUGAAAACACAUGUUGUAGUGACGUCCAGUGAACACAAGGUCACAUCACGUCCGGAUCUGGAAUCAACAAAAUUAGACCUUUUUAUUAAUGUUGAAUCAAACUUUAUUAAAUUUUUCUUCUUUAUCUUCAACAAUUGAAAACAUGUUUUAUCUGAAAACUGAAUUGCUAUAAAGACAAAUAGUAAAAUAAAUUAAACUCUAAAUCAAAAUGUGAGCUAAUGUAACUCAGGAACUUUGAGUAUUUUUGCUGGAUUGAAUAUUUUUGUUAAAAUGUUUUAUCCUUUUACAGUAAUUACUGUAUGUCACAGUUAUCUUCUGGAUGGAGUUUCCAGCCCAGUGAUUUUAUAAAUCCUCAGACUUGACAUUUCAUUUUUAUUUUGUUGUUCUCUGUUUUGUAGGAAUUCAAUGUAUAUAAGUAUGUAUAACAAUUUGUUCUUGUCUGCUCUGAG
Messenger RNA from Micropterus dolomieu (smallmouth bass), 1567 nucleotides. RefSeq names its product lamin-B1-like. NCBI's taxonomy places the organism in Eukaryota, Metazoa, Chordata, Actinopteri, Centrarchiformes, Centrarchidae. The record is from RefSeq and is a predicted model, not a curated record. The transcript is spliced from 7 exons. The coding region runs from base 1 to 891 and encodes 296 amino acids.